This is a messenger RNA of Acanthosepion pharaonis, 8871 nucleotides long. Lineage: Eukaryota; Metazoa; Mollusca; Cephalopoda; Sepiida; Sepiidae. The record is from the annotation of a GenBank genome assembly.
AUGUCUCUUUUCCUGUUUGGAUCAAACCAUUUUAUUCUUACCAGUAUCAAACCUGUCUUCUUCCUAUUUGGAUCAACCAAUUUUCUUCUUACCAGUAUCAAACCUGUCUCUUCCUGUUUGAAUCAACCAAUUUUCUUCUUAUCAGUAUCAAACCUGUCUCUUCUUCCUGUUUGGAUCAAGCUUCUUUUAUUCUUAGCAGUAACAAAUCUGUCUCUUCCUAUUUGCAUCUCAUUUUUCUUCUUACCAGUAUCAAACCUGGCACUUUUAUAUGAAUCAAACCUUUUCUUUUCUUACCAGUAUCAAGACUGUCUCUUCCUAUUUGGAUCAAGUUCUUGUUUUCUUCCCAGUAUCAAACCUGUCUCUUCCUAUUUGCAUCAAGUCUUUUUUAUCAGUAUCAAACCUGUCUAUUCCUAUUUGAUCAAGUCAUUUUUUCUUACCAGUAUCACACCUGUUUCUUCCUGUUUGAUCUCGAUUUAUUUUUCUUCUUCCCAGUAUCAAACCUAUUCUUCCUAUUUGAAUCAAGUCCUUUUCUUCUACCAGUAUCAAACCUGUCUCUUCCUAUUUGGAUCCGCAUUUUCUUAUUACCAGUAUCAACCGAUUUGUCUCUUCCUAUUUGAAUCAAGCUUCUUUUUUCUUUUUACCAGUAUCAAACACGUCUCUUCCUAUUUGGAUGAAGCUUCUUUUAUUCUUACCAGUAACAAACCUGACUCUCUUUCUAUUUGCAUCAAGAACUUUUCUUCUUACCAAUAUCAAACCUGUCUCUUCAUAUUUGAAUCAAGCUUCUUUUUUUCUUGUUACCAUUAUCAAACACGUCUCUUCCUAUUUGGAUCAAGCUCCUGUUUUCUUGCCAGUAUCAAACCUCCCUUUUCUUCUUACCACUAUCAAAUUUGUCUCUUCCUAUUUGAAUCAAUUCAUUUUCUUCUUACCAGUAUCAAAUUUGUCUCUUCCUAUUUGAAUCAAGCCAUUUUCUUCUUACCACCCUUUUCUUCUUACCAGUAUCAAAUUUGUCUCUUCCUAUUUGAAUCAAGCCCUUUUCUUCUUACCAGUAUCAAACCUCUCUCUUCCUAUUUGAAUCAAGCCAUUUUCUUCUCACCAGUAUCAAACCUGUCUCUUCCUAUUUGGAUCAGUUCCUUUUCUUCUUACCAGUAUCAAACCUCUCUCUUCCUAUUUGAAUCAAGCCAUUUUCUUCUUACCAGUAUUAAACCUGUCUCUUCCUAUUUGGAUCAAGUCCUUUUUCUUGUUACCAGUAUCAAACCUGUCUCUUCCUAUUUGAAUCAAACCAUUUUUUCUUCUUACCAGUAUCAAACAUGUCUCUUCGUAUUUGGAUCAAGUCGGUUUAUUCGUCUCUUUUCUUCUUACCAGAAUCAAACCUGUCUCUUCCUAUUUGGAUCAAGUUUUCUUCUUACCAGAAUCAAACCUGUCUCUUCCUAUUUGAAUCAAGCCCUUACCAGUAUCAAAUUUGUCUCUUCCUAUUUGGAUCAAGCUCCUGUUUUCUUGCCAGUAUCAAACCUGUCUCUUCCUAUUUGGAUCAAAUCCUUUUCUUCUUACCAGAAUCAAACCUCUCUAUUCCUAUUUGAAUCAAGCCCUUUUCUUCUCACCAGUAUCAAAUUUGUCUCUUCCUAUUUGAAUAAAGCCAUUUUCUUCCCACCAUUAUCAAACCUGUCUCUUGCUACUUGGAUCAAGUCCUUUUCUUCUUCCCAUAUCAAACACGUCUCUUCCUAUUUGGAUCUUCCGUCCUCCCUUCUUUUUCUUCUUACCAGUAACAAACCUGACUCUUUUCUAUUUGCAUCAAACUUUUCUUAUUUUCUUACCAAUAUCAAACCUGUCUCUUCCUAUUUGAAUCAAGCUUUUUUUUCUUCUUACCAUUAUCAAAUUUGUCCUCUAUUCCUAUUUGAAUCAAGCCCUUUUCUUCUCACCAGUAUCAAAUUUGUCUCUUCCUAUUUGAAUAAAGCUUUUUUUUCUUCCCACCAUUAUCAAACCUGUCUCUUCCUAUUUGGAUCAAGUCCUUUUCUUCUUCCCAGUACUCAAACUUCAUAUCUCUUCCUAUUUGAAUCAAGCCCUUUUCUUCUUACCAGUAUCAAAUUUGUCUCUUCCUAUUUGAAUCCGUCUUCCCUUUACUUUUACCAGUAUCAAAUUUGUCUCUUCCUAUUUGAAUCAAGCCUUUUCUUCUUACCACCCUUUUCUUCUCACCAGUAUCAAACCUGUCUCUUCCUACUUGGAUCAAGUCCUUUCUUCUUACCAGUAUCAAACCUCUCUUCCUAUUUGGAUCAAGUCCUUUUCUUCUCGAUUUACCAGUAUCAAACCUCUCUCUUCCUAUUUGGAUCAAGUCCUUUUCUUCUUACCAGUAUUAAACCUCUCUCUUCCUAUUUGAUCAAGUCCUUUUCUUCUUACCAGUAUCAAACCCUCUCUUCCUAUUUGGAUCAAGUCCUUUUUCUUGUUACUAGUAUCAAAUUUGUCUCUUCCUAUUUGAAUCUCCAUUUUUCUUCUUACCAGUAUCAAAUUUGUCUCUUCCUAUUUGAAUCAAGUCAUUUUCUUCUUACCAGUAUCAAAUUUGUCUCUUCCUAUUUGGAUCAAUCCUUUUCUUGUUACCAGUAUCAAACCUCUCUCUUCCUAUUUGAAUCAAGCCAUUUUUCUUACCAGUAUCAAACCUGUCUCUUCCUAUUUGGAUCAAGUCCUUUUCUUGUUACCAGUAUCAAACCUCUCUCUUCCUAUUUGAAUCCUUUUCUUCUUACCUGUUUAUCAAAUCAAAUGUGUUCUUCCUAUUUGAAUCUCUUCCAUUUUUCUUUUCUUACCAGUAUCAAAUUUGUCUCUUCCUAUUUGAAUCAAGCUCAUUUUCUUCUUCCCAGUAUCAAAUUUGUCUCUUCCUAUUUGGAUCAAUUCAUUUUCUUGUUACCAGUAUCAAACCCUCUCUCUUCCUAUUUGAAUCAAGCCAUUUUCUUUUUACCAUAUCAAACCUCUCUCUUCCUAUUUGAAUCAAGCCAUUUUCUUCUUACCAGUAUUAAACCUGUCUCUUCCUAUUUGAUCAAGCCCCUUUUCUUCUUACCAGAAUCAAACCUCUAUUCCUAUUUGAAUCAAGCCCUUUCUUCUCACCAGUAUCAAAUUUGUCUCUUCCUAUUUGAAAGUCCUUUUCUUCUUCAUUUUCUUCCCACCAUUAUCAAACCUGUCUCUUCCUACUUGACCAAGUCCUUUUCUUCUUACCACCCUUUUCUUCUCACCAGUAUCAAAUUUGUCUCUUCCUACUUGGAUCAAGUCCUUUUUUCUUUACCAGUAUCAAACUGUCUCUUCCUAUUUGAAUCAAGCCCUUUUCUUCUUACCAGUAUCAAACCUCUCUCUUCCUAUUUGGAUCAAGUCCUUUUCUUCUUACCAGUAUUAAACCUCUCUCUUCCUAUUUGGAUCAAGUCCUUUUCUUCUUACCAGUAUCAAACCUCUCUCUUCCUAUUUGGAUCAAGUCCUUUUCUUGUUACUAGUAUCAAAUUUGUCUCUUCCUAUUUGAAUCGUUCCAUUUUCUUCUUACCAUAUCAAACCUGUCUCUUCCUAUUUGGAUCAAGUCCUUUUCUUGUUACCAGUAUCAAAUCCUCUCUCUUCCUAUUUGAAUCAAGCCUUUUUCUUCACCAGUAUCAAAUGUGUCUCUUCCUAUUUGAAUCAAGCCAUUUUCUUCUUACCAGUAUCAAAUUUGUCUCUUCCUAUUUGAAUCUGCCAUUUUCUUCUUACCAGUAUCAAAUUUGUCUCUUCCUAUUUGGAUCAAUUCCUUUUCUUGUUACCAGUAUCAAACCUCUCUCUUCCUAUUUGAAUCAAGCCAUUUUCUUCUUACCAGUAUCAAACCUGUCUCUUCCUAUUUGGAUCAAGUCCUUUUCUUGUUACCAUAUCAAAUUUGUCUCUUCCUAUUUGAAUAAAGCCAUUUUCUUCCCACCAUUAUCAAACCUGUCUCUUCCUACUUGGAUCAAGUCCUUUUCUUCUUCCCAGUAUCAAACCUCUCUCUUCCUAUUUGAAUCAAUCUCCUUUUCUUUUCUUCUCUCACUAUCAAAUUUGUCUCUCUUCCUAUUUGAAUCAAGUCCUUUUCUUCUUCCACCCUUUUCUUCUUACCAGUAUCAAAUUUGUCUCUUCCUAUUUGAAUCAAGCCCUUUUCUUCUUACCAGUAUCAAAUUUGUCUCUUCCUAUUUGAAUCAAGCCCUUUUCUUCUUUUCAGUAUUACCAUAUCAAACACGUCUCUUCCUAUUUGAUGAAGUCUCUUCCUUUUUAUUCUUACCAGUAACAAACCUGACUCUUCCUAUUUGCAUCUCAAUUUUUCUUCUUACCAAUAUCAAACCUGUCUCUUCAUAUUUGAAUCAAUUUUUUCUUGUUACCAUUUAUCAAACACGUCUCUUCCUAUUUGGAUCAAGCUCCUGUUUUCUUGCCAGUAUCAAACCUGUCUCUUCCUAUUUGAAUCAAGCUUUUUUUCUUCUUACCACUAUCAAAUUUGUCUCUUCCUAUUUGAAUCAAGCCCUUUACUUCUUACCACCCUUUUCUUCUUACCACUAUCAAAUUUGUCUCUUCCUAUUUGAAUCAAGCCAUUUUCUUCUUACCAGUAUCAAAUUUGUCUCUUCCUAUUUGAAUCAAGCCCUUUUCUUCUUACCACCCUUUUCUUCUUACCAGUAUCAAACCUCUCUCUUCCUAUUUGAAUCAAGCCCUUUCUCUAUUUGGGGCAUUCAGUAUCAAACCUCUCUCUUCCUAUUUGAAUCAAGUCCUUUUUCUUCUUACCAGUAUCAAACCUGUCUCUUCCUAUUUGGAUCAGUUCCUUUUCUUGUUACCAGUAUCAAACCUCUCUCUUCCUAUUUGAAUCAAGCCAUUUUCUUCUUACCAGUAUUAAACCUGUCUCUUCCUAUUUGGAUCAAGUCCUUUUCUUGUUACCAGUAUCAAACCUCUCUCUUCCUAUUUGAAUCAAGCCAUUUUCUUCUUACCAGUAUCAAACAUGUCUCUUCGUAUUUGGAUCAAGUCCUUUUCUUCUUACCAGAAUCAAACCUGUCUCUUCCUAUUUGGAUCAAGUCCUUUUCUUCUUACCAGAAUCAAACCUCUCUCUUCCUAUUUGAAUCAAACUUGAAAUUUUCUUACCAUAUCAAACCUGUCUCUUCCUAUUUGGAUCAAAUCCUUUUCUUCUUACCAGAAUCAAACCUCUCAUUCCUAUUUGAAUCAAGCCCUUCUUUCUCACCAGUAUCAAAUUUCUCUUCCUAUUUGAAUCAAGCCAUUUUCUUCCCACCAUUAUCAAACCUGUCUCUUACCUAUUUGGAUCAAGUCCUUUUCUUCUUCCCAGUAUCAAACCUGUCUCUUCCUAUUUCUUAUUUUCUUAUUGCCAGUAUCAAACCUGUCUCUUCCUAUUUGAAUCAAGCUCCUUUUCUUUUACCAGUAUCAAACUCCAUUUUUUCCCAUGAUUUUCUUCCCCACCAUUAUCAAACCUGUCUCUUCCUACUCGGAUCAAGUCCUUUUCUUCUUCCCAGUACCAAACCUCUCACUUCCUAUUUGAAUCAAGCCCUUUUCUUCUUACCAUCCUUUUCUUCUUACCAGUAUCAAAUUUGUCUCUUCCUAUUUGAAUCAAGCCCUUUUCUUCUUCCAGUAUCAAAUUUUUCUUCCUAUUUGAAUAAAAACCCUUUUCUUCUUACCAGUAUCAAAUUUGUCUCUUCCUAUUUGAAUCAAGCCCUUUUCUUCUUACCACCCUUUUCUUCUCACCAGUAUCAAACCUGUCUCUUCCUACUUGGAUCAAGUCCUUUUCUUCUUACCAGUAUCAAACCUCUCUCUUCCUAUUUGGAUCAAGUCCUUUUCUUCUUACCAGUAUCAAACCUCUCUCUUCCUAUUUGGAUCAAGUCCUUUUCUUCUUACCAGUAUCAAACCUCUCUCUUCCUAUUUGGAUCAAGUCCUUUUCUUGUUACUAGUAUCAAAUUUGUCUCUUCCUAUUUGAAUCAAGCCAUUUUCUUCUUACCAUAUCAAAUUUGUCUCUUCCUAUUUGGAUCAAUUCCUUUUCUUGUUACCAGUAUCAAACCUCUCUCUUCCUAUUUGAAUCAAGCCAUUUUCUUCUUACCAGUAUCAAACCUGUCUCUUCCUAUUUGGAUCAAGUCCUUUUCUUGUUACCAGUAUCAAACCUCUCUCUUCCUAUUUGAAUCAAGCCCUUACCAGUAUCAAAUGUGUCUCUUCCUAUUUGAAUCAAGCCAUUUUCUUCUUACCAGUAUCAAAUUUGUCUCUUCCUAUUUGAAUCAAGCCAUUUUCUUCUUACCAUAUCAAACCUGUCUCUUCCUAUUUGGAUCAAGUCCUUUUCUUGUUACCAGUAUCAAACCUCUCUCUUCCUAUUUGAAUCAAGCCAUUUUCUUCUUACCAGUAUUAAACCUGUCUCUUCCUAUUUGGAUCAAAUCCUUUUCUUCUUACCAGAAUCAAACCUCUAUAUUCCUAUUUGAAUCAAGCCCUUUUCUUCUCACCAGUAUCAAAUUUGUCUCUUCCUAUUUGAAUAAAGCCAUUUUCUUCCCACCAUUAUCAAACCUGUCUCUUCCUACUUGGACCAAGUCCUUUUCUUCUUCCCAGUAUCAAAACUCUCUCUUCCUAUUUGAAUCAAGCCCUUUUCUUCUUACCACUAUCAAAUUUGUCUCUUCCUAUUUGAAUCAAGCCCUUUACUCCUUCCAGUAUCAAAUUUGUCUCUUCCUAUUUGAAUCAAGUCCUUUUCUUCUUACCAGUAGCAAAUUUGUCUCUUCCUAUUUGAAUCAAGCCCUUUUCUUCUUACCAGUAUCAAAUUUCUCCUCUUCCUAUUUGAAUCAAGCCCUUCCUUUUUCUUCUUACCAGUAUCAAAUUUGUCUCUUCCUAUUUGAAUCAAGCCCUUUUCUUCUUACCAGUAUCAAAUUUGUCUCUUCCUAUUUGAAUCAAGCCCUUUUCUUCUUACCACCCUUUUCAUUCUUACCAGUAUCAAAUUUGUCUCUGAAAUUUUUCUUCUUCCUAUUUGAAUCCUUGCUUCAUUUUAUUCUCACCAGUAUCAAACCUGUCUCUUCCUACUUGGAUCAAGUCCUUUUCUUCUUACCAGUAUCAAACCUCUCUCUUCCUAUUUGGAUCAAGCCCUUUUCUUCUUACCAGUAUCAGACCUGUCUCUUCCUAUUUGGAUCAAGUCCUUUUCUUGUUACUAGUAUCAAAUUUGUCUCUUCCUAUUUGAAUCAAGCCAUUUUCUUCUUACCAGUAUUAAACCUGUCUCUUCCUAUUUGGAUCAAGUCCUUUUCUUGUUACCAGUAUCAAACCUCUCUCUUCCUAUUUGAAUCAAGCCAUUUUCUUCUUACCAGUAUCAAACUUGUCUAUUCGUAUUUGGAUCAAGUCCUUUUCUUCUUACCAGUAUCAAACCUGUCUCUUCCUAUUUGGAUCAAGUCCAUUUCUUCUUACCAGAAUCAAACCUCUCUCUUCCUAUUUGAAUCAAGCCCUUACCAGUAUCAAAUUUGUCUCUUCCUAUUUGAAUCAAGCCAUUUUCUUCUCACCAGUAUCAAACCUGUCUCUUCCUACUUAGAUCAAGUCCUUUUCUUCUUACCAGUAUCAAACCUCUCUCUUCCUAUUUGGAUCAAGCCCUUUUCUUCUUACCAGUAUCAGACCUGCCCUUUUCUUCUUACUAGUAUCAAAUUUGUCUCUUCCUAUUUGAAUCAAGCCAUUUUCUUCUUACCAGUAUCAAACCUGUCUCUUCCUUUUUGGAUCAAGUCCUUUUAUUGUUACCAGUAUCAAACCUCUCUCUUCCUAUUUGAAUCAAGCCAUUUUCUUCUUACCAGUAUCAAGCCUGUCUCUUCGUAUUUGGAUCAAGUCCUUUUCUUUUUACCAGUAUCAAAUCUGUUUCUUCCUAUUUGUAUCAAGUCCUUUUCUUCUUACCAGAAUCAAACCUCUUUCUUCCUAUCUGAAUCAAGCCCUUACCAGUAUCAAACCUCUCUCUUCCUAUUUGAAUCAUGCCCUUUACUUCUUACCUGUAUCAAAUUUGUCUCUUCCUAUUUGAAUCAAGCCCUUUUCUUCUUACCACCAUUUUCUUCUUACCAGUAUCAAAUUUGUCUCUUCCUAUUUGAAUCAAGCCCUUUUCUUCUUACCAGUAUCAAAUUUGUCUCUUCCUAUUUGAAUCAAGCCAUUUUCUUCUUACCAGUAUCAAACCUGUCUCUUCCUAUUUGGAUCAAUUCCUUUUCUUGUUACCAGUAUCAAACCUCUCUCUUCCUAUUUGAAUCAAGCCAUUUUCUUCUUACCAGUAUCAAACCUGUCUCUUCCUAUUUGGAUCAAGUCCUUUUCUUUGUUACCAGUAUCAAACCUCUCUCUUCCUAUUUGAAUCUGCUUCAUUUUCUUCUUACUAGUAUCAAACCUGUCUCUACGUAUUUGGAUCAAGUCCUUUUCUUCAAGCCAUUUACCAGUAUCAAACCUUAUCAAACCUCUCUCUUCCUAUUUGAAUCAAGCCAUUUUCUUCUUACCAGUAUCAAACCUCUCUCUUCCUAUUUGAAUCAAGCCAUUUUCUUCUUACCAUAUCAAACCUGUCUCUUCCUAUUUGAAUCAAGUUCUUUUCUUCCUACCAGAAUCAAACCUCUCUCUUCCUAUUUGAAUCAAUUUCUUUCCCUUACCAGUAUCAAAUUUGUCUCUUCCUAUUUGAAUCAAGUCUUUUCUUCUCACCAUUCUUUUCUUCUCACCAGUAUCAAACCUCUCUCUUCCUAUUUGAAUGAAGCCCUUUUCUUCUUACCAGUAUCAAAUUUGUCUCUUCCUAUUUGUAUCAAGUCCUUUUCUUCUUACCAGUAUCAAAUGUGUCUCUUCCUAUUUGAAUCAAGCCAUUUUCUUCUUACCAGUAUCAAACCUCUCUCUUCCUAUUUGAAUCAAGUUCUUUUCUUCCUACCAGAAUCAAACCUCUCUCUUCCUAUUUGA